Hordeum vulgare subsp. vulgare (domesticated barley) is the source of this 1254-nucleotide messenger RNA. Its product is annotated as protein LIFEGUARD 2-like. Bases 110 to 841 code for a protein of 243 amino acids. Gene Ontology annotation, cellular component: membrane. Lineage: Eukaryota; Viridiplantae; Streptophyta; Magnoliopsida; Poales; Poaceae. The record is from RefSeq and is a predicted model, not a curated record. The transcript has 2 exons.
ACACCAUUCCUACGCCGGGACACCAUCGUCGACCAACCCGUCGGCCGUCCUCCACCGGACUGCUGGGAAGGAAAGUUGCGCCAGCCGAUCCAAGGUGGUAGCCGCGGGCAUGGGCAAGCACGAUCACCACCACUACGACGUGGAGGCGUGCUACCCGUCGGGGCCCGACGGGUACAUGAUCGAGAGCCCGGAGCUGCGCUGGGCCUUCAUCCGCAAGGUGUACGUGAUCGUCUCCCUCCAGAUGCUCGUCACCGUGGCCGUCGCCGCCGCCAUGAACCUAACCGACUCCGUCCGGACCUUCUUCCUCUCCCGCACCCCCGCCGCCCUCGGCGCCUUCAUCGUCAUCCUCAUCUCCCCCCUGCUCGUGAUGCUGCCGAUGGUCUACUUCCGGAAGAAGCACCCGGUGAACCUGGUGUUCCUGGGCAUCUUCACCGUGUGCAUCAGCCUGUCGAUAGGGCUGGGGUGCCUCACCAAGCGCGGGCCCAUCAUCUUCGAGGCGGCCGGCAUGACGCUCGUCGUCGUGGUCUCGCUCACCGCCUACACCUUCUGGGCGGCCAAGCGCGGACACGACUUCGAGUUCCUCGGCCCCUUCCUCUUCGCCGCGUGCGUCAUCCUCCUCCUCUACGCCAUCGUCAUUGUGCUCUUCCCCAUGGGCAAGACGACGGUGCUCGUCUAUGGCUGCAUCGCCGCGCUCAUCUUCUCCGCCUUCAUCAUCUACGACACCGACAACCUCAUCAAGCGCUACACCUACGACGAGUAUGUCGCCGCCUCCAUUACCCUCUACCUCGACAUCAUCAACCUCUUCAGGGCCAUCCUAAUCGCCCUCGAGGCCGCCGACUGAUCUUGAUCCUGGCAACCAGCCAAACCUAACAUGAUGAUUCGUUCGUCUCUGCCUGCCUGGCACAUGUAUGUAUGCUAACCUAGAUACCGUAUGUAGAUUGCCAUGUAUGGAAACUUAUUACGUGCUCUCAACAUAAGUCACUGUGAUCGGACAUCGACAGAAAUAUAGUAUUGCCAAUCCAAUCAACAUUUUCCGCCGCGACGAACAUGGAAUGAUCAUCAACAAGCCAAGGCAAGCAUCAUCAACACCAAAACUCUCAAGGGAAAAGGGAUAUGGAUAUGAAUUUUCUCACCAAGGAACAUCGUUUCGUUUGCCAAACAAGCCCACACACAGAAAUUGCAGCCUACAGGAGGCUAACUGGGCUCUUAAAUACCUCAUGUGUAAAAUAGGGGCACAAAGUUGCCAGCAUCAAC